Molecule: messenger RNA, 1404 nt
Organism: Athene cunicularia (burrowing owl)
Lineage: Eukaryota; Metazoa; Chordata; Aves; Strigiformes; Strigidae
Gene: TCEA1
Product: transcription elongation factor A1
Exons: 9
Coding region: 54-857 (267 amino acids)
Biological process (GO): transcription elongation by RNA polymerase II; positive regulation of transcription by RNA polymerase II; DNA-templated transcription
Cellular component (GO): nucleus
Molecular function (GO): nucleic acid binding; zinc ion binding
Source: RefSeq, a predicted model, not a curated record
UUUUUUUGCAGGCUGGAGCUCUUGAUUUAUUGAAGGAGCUUAAGAAUAUUCCCAUGACCCUUGAAUUGUUACAGUCUACCAGAAUUGGAAUGUCAGUGAAUGCGAUACGCAAGCAAAGCACAGAUGAAGAAGUUACAUCUUUAGCAAAAUCUCUUAUCAAGUCUUGGAAGAAACUGUUAGAUGGACCUUCAACUGAUAAAGAUUCUGAAGAAAAGAAAAAGGAGGCUGCGUCGUCCUCACAAAACAGCCCUGAAGCAAGAGAAGAAAGCAGUUCAAGCAGCAAUUCCAGCAGCAGGAAGGAGGAGGGUAGUGCUUCCUCAAAUUCUUUCAUCCCUUCUUUUCCCCGGGCUCCAAGCACUUCAGAUUCUGUAAGAGUGAAAUGUAGAGAAAUGCUCUCUGCAGCUCUCAGGACGGGAGAUGAUUACAUAGCCAUUGGUGCUGAUGAAGAAGAGUUGGGUUCUCAGAUUGAAGAAGCUAUUUUUCAAGAAUUAAAAAACACUGAUAUGAAAUACAAAAAUAGGGUACGAAGUAGAAUAGCAAAUCUCAAGGAUGCAAAGAAUCCUAAUCUAAGGAAAAAUGUGUUAUGUGGGAACAUUCCUCCUGACAAGUUUGCCAAAAUGACAGCAGAGGAAAUGGCAAGUGAUGAGCUGAAAGAAAUGCGCAAAAAUCUGACCAAAGAAGCUAUCAGAGAGCACCAGAUGGCUAAAACAGGAGGUACCCAAACUGAUCUGUUUACAUGCGGCAAGUGCAAAAAGAAGAACUGUACAUAUACACAGGUUCAAACCCGCAGUGCUGAUGAACCCAUGACAACAUUUGUUGUCUGUAAUGAAUGUGGAAACAGAUGGAAGUUCUGUUAGAAGAAGAAAUUGUCAAGACAUCUGGACCAGUAUGAAAGAGGAUUUUGUAAUUAGCUUUAAAAAACUAGGCUAAGCAUCUAGCUUUCUGCAAAUGAGAGGAUUUUGGGGUUUUGUUUUUUAUUUGUGUUUUUUGUUUUUGUUUUGUUUUGUUUUUUUUUUAAAGCUGCAUACAUGCCUGAAGUUAGCUUUUGUUUUGACACAACCAUCAUUUCCUUAAAUGGCUUCCUAUAGCUGAUAGUCGGUAGGGCCAGGUUGCUCAGUUGUAUGGUGAAUGUUAAAAUAUUUUUUCAUUUUUAUAAGUAAGUUACAUUAAACUUUUACCAAUUAAACAUUUUGGUAAUUGGCUUGGUUUUUUCUAACUAUGUGAGUAAUGUACUCCUAUUUUUUGCGGUCUGAAACAUACACGCUCCUCCGAUAUGUAUUUUAUCUCUCCACAUUUGUUCAGUUGUAAGAAUGGAAUUUUGGUUUUUGCUGCUGUGUUCUCUAGUUUUGCAAAGAGAAAAGGUAUGUAACUUCAUCUGAUUACAUUAAACAGUUGUUAACUAAA